This is a messenger RNA of Brettanomyces bruxellensis, 810 nucleotides long. RefSeq lists its product as uncharacterized. Gene Ontology annotation, biological process: rRNA processing. The transcript has a single exon. The coding region runs from base 1 to 810 and encodes 269 amino acids. The record is from RefSeq and is a predicted model, not a curated record. NCBI's taxonomy places the organism in Eukaryota, Fungi, Ascomycota, Pichiomycetes, Pichiales, Pichiaceae. Gene Ontology annotation, cellular component: preribosome, large subunit precursor; nucleus; preribosome, small subunit precursor.
AUGAAGACUAACGCUUUUGUUCGGAAGUUAGCAUCCAAUGAUAGGAGAACCCGUGAAAGGGCUUUUAAAGUCUUGAAGCAGUAUCUUUCAUCAGAAUCGCAUGCCGAAAGCUUAAAUAAGUUAGAACUGGAGAAGCUAUGGAAGGGGUUAUUUUACACGAUGUGGUUUAGUGAUAGGCCACUACCACAGAAACGUUUGGCUACAAAGAUGUCUCAAUUGUUCUCUCAAUGUAUGCCUGAAGAGAAGUUUCCGGCAUUUGUCUCUGCAUUUUGGUAUAUCAUGUCACAAGAAUGGUCUAAAGUUGAUAAAUGGAGAGUGGACAAGUACUUGUUGUUGAUGAGGUAUGUGGUAAAAGAAUGCUUUGAAAUGCUAAAGCAGUCCAAAUUUGAGGAAAAACUUCUGUGCAGAUAUUUAUCUGCAUUGGAGAACGGUAUUCUAAGCGGUGAUGUGAAAUAUGCCGGUGUUAUUGUUUUCCAUAUCGUCGAUGUGUGGCUUGACGAAAUCGAAGAAGUUUUAUUUGAGGAUCUAGAGGAUAGUGAUGAAGACACAGUGAAAGAUACCAACGAAGAGGAAGUGCGACAGAAAAAAAGAGAAAUCAUAGCCAAAGCGCCAAUUGACAAGCUUCUAGAACCAAUGGUUAAUCUAUAUAAUAAAGCUCCUCAAAAGGGACUUAAGAAAAGAAUCGUUGAGAAUGUCUUUGAAGAAGAAAGACUUGAAGAGUGGGGAAUUGAUGGUUCUAAAUACAUUGGAGAGAAGGAUGAAAGCGAGAAAAAAUUAAAUGAGGAAGACGAAGAAUGGCACGGAUUUUAA